AUGUCUUCGUCAAAACUGGCCCCCGGCCAACCAGCAACGAUAGAUUUAUUGCCAGCUGAAGAACUACUCCGCCAUCUUCUGCUUGAGUGCCGACAACAGCUGGCGACGCCAGACCUUGAGAUAUGGAUAACUGGUGGCUGGGUGAGAGAUCGACUUCUAGGCAUUCCAUGCGCCGACCUGGAUAUCGCUCUUAGUACCAUGACUGGUGUGCAAUUCGGCAAUCUUCUGACAAAGUUCCUCGAGCAGAAUGAGGGCUCCUAUCGGCAGCGAGCACUAGGCUUGGGAAUCGACUUCAAUGAAUUCAAUGGUUUCCAUACAACCAAGAAGAACCUCGACAAGUCAAAGAAACUCGAGACUUCUGUUGGAAGAAUCUUUGGCUUGGACCUGGAUCUUGUCAACCUGCGUAAGGAGGUAUACGACGACGAUUGCCGUACCCCAGAAAUGGAGUUUGGCACCGCCGAGGAAGAUGCAUUCAGACGUGACGCAACUGCUAAUGCCCUGUUCUUCGACCUGCAAAACCGAAAGGUUGCCGACUUUACUCGCAGAGGCCUGGACGAUCUGUAUGCUGGCAAAAUGCGGACACCACUCGAGCCAAGGCAGACCUUUCUCGACGAUCCCUUGCGUGUGCUUCGUCUCAUCCGCAUAGGAAGUAAACUCGGGUUUACCCUUGAUUCCGAGGUUCUAAGCUGCAUUAGAGAGCAUGAAAUCCAUGUGGCUCUAGACGAGAAGGUUAGUCGGGAGAGAGUUGGCAUUGAGGUCUUCAAAAUGAUGAAGAACCGGAACCCUGAGCUGUGCUUUUCAUUAAUCCACGAGGCCAAUCUCUAUAGAACUGUUUUCUUGACGUCGUGCUCUCCUCUUCAUGAGCCUCUCCAUCGUCUCCUCCCCCAGGAAUCCGAAAGGCCAUGGCCUGCCACUUGGUCGCGGGCAAUCAACGCUAUUACGACUUUAGCACAGGAUCUAACAAGACAUUUUGGGGCUUUGAUGGAAUCUGAGAAACAGAAAGAUAUGCUUUGGGCGAUCGUGGCUUAUGCUCCGUUAGCAGGGCUGAACCCCCAGGACCAUAAGCUUGCCGUUGACGAAGCUAUAAAUGCCCUAAAGGGCACCAGGCAGCUUUACAAACUUAUAGAAUCGUCGCUAGGGAACUUGGAAUCUAUCCGAUCCACUGUAGAGCUAGUGGUCAGCUCUACUCCGUCCCGGGGCACGAUAGGGAUGAGGCUCCGUGAAUGGGGAGUCUUUUGGGGCCUGCAGGUUCUUUUCUCGGCCCUUGGAGAAAUAGUGUACUUGAGGCCACAGCCGGAAUUUCCAGACCCUAGUCAGGAGGAAAUCCAUAAAGUUCUACAGAGACAUGAAGCCCUGCUAUCAUUUGCCCAGAAUCAGGGGCUGGAUUCGGUUUCUUCAUUGAAGCCAAUCUUGGAUGGAAACGCCAUAAAAAAGGCUCUUGGGGUCAAGCAAGGAGGGAAAUUCCUUGCCAGGGCGAUUGAAGGUCUGCUUGAAUGGCAACUCGAUCAUGAGGGGGCAGACGAAGCAGCGGCUGAGGCAUGGCUUCUCAGCCAGAGGGAUGAACUUGGCCUUCCAACAGCUGAAAGCAAAUGA
Messenger RNA from Fusarium tjaetaba, 1593 nucleotides. Its product is annotated as poly A polymerase head domain protein. Gene Ontology annotation, biological process: tRNA 3'-terminal CCA addition. Gene Ontology annotation, molecular function: ATP:3'-cytidine-cytidine-tRNA adenylyltransferase activity; RNA binding. The coding region runs from base 1 to 1593 and encodes 530 amino acids. NCBI's taxonomy places the organism in Eukaryota, Fungi, Ascomycota, Sordariomycetes, Hypocreales, Nectriaceae. The transcript has a single exon. The record is from RefSeq and is a predicted model, not a curated record.